This is a messenger RNA of Penicillium malachiteum, 2871 nucleotides long. RefSeq names its product putative UDP-glucose,sterol transferase. Gene Ontology annotation, molecular function: hexosyltransferase activity; UDP-glycosyltransferase activity. The transcript has 7 exons. Bases 1 to 2871 code for a protein of 956 amino acids. The record is from RefSeq and is a predicted model, not a curated record. Gene Ontology annotation, biological process: carbohydrate metabolic process. Lineage: Eukaryota; Fungi; Ascomycota; Eurotiomycetes; Eurotiales; Aspergillaceae.
AUGCCUGGGAUAUACAAUACUGCCAGUGCUGAAGAAGCAGAGUCCGAUUCUGACAGGAGCAAUGGAUCGCAUAGUGAGGAUUGGUCGAGGGAGAUCCGCGAUGUUAAUUCACAUGAUAGUAAUGAGAGCAAUCGGGUUCAAUUCAGUGGUGAUGGAUUGAACACUGGUGUCCGCGUCUUAGGAGACGGACGCCUUGAUAUCCGGAUCAACCAGCACAAGCCAAGCCUUGCUGGCCUAUUGGGCCACCUCCAAACACCCAUACCGUCAGAGUUAGAACAGAUCGAAGAUAAGUCCGGCAUGGAUAGCCUACACGCGAAGCCCGACUCAUUUCCACUUCACUUGAAUAUUGUGAUUCAGGUGAUCGGAUCGCGGGGUGACAUACAACCAUUCGUCGCACUGGGAAAGGAGUUAAAAGCACAUGGGCACCGUGUUCGACUUGCAACACAUCUAGCCUUUCGCGAUUUCGUUCUCGAGGGAGGUCUUGAAUUCUUCAAUAUCGGUGGAGAUCCGGCAGAGCUUAUGGCAUUCAUGGUGAAGAACCCUGGGCUCCUCCCUGGGUUCGACACAAUCCGGAGUGGGGCAAUACAAAAGCGAAGACGAGAAAUGAAAGAGAUUAUCCAUGGGUGCUGGAAGUCAUGCUACGAAAUGGGCGAUGGAACAAAUCUACAUCAAAUCAAAGAAGAUCUCUGGGGUGAUACGGUCGACUAUCGCCGGCGUCCAUUUGUUGCUGAUACGAUCAUUGCCAAUCCUCCAAGUUUGGCGCAUAUACAUUGUGCUCAAAGACUAGGCGUACCUCUGCAUGUAAUGUUUACAAUGCCAUGGUCUCCUACACAAUCCUUUCCACAUCCUCUUGCCAUCAUUCACCAUCAAGACUGCAAACCAACAGUCGCAAAUUUUGUCUCCUAUGCCGUUGUAGAGAUGAUGGUAUGGGAAGGAUUGGGUGAUUUGAUCAAUACGUUCCGCAAACAUACUUUGUCCCUCGAUCCACUAGAUGGCAUCACUGCUCCAAGUUUGAUUCACAGAUUACGAAUUCCAUGUUCAUACCUUUGGUCUCCUGCAGUACUACCCAAGCCAAGCGAUUGGGGUGACAACAUUGACAUCUGUGGAUUCAGUUUCCUUCCAUCGAAGCCCGACUACACCCCUCCGGACGAUAUUGCUGCAUUUCUGGACGCCAGUCCACCCCCGAUUUAUGUCGGAUUCGGUUCAAUUGUUGUUGACGACCAGAUAAAGUUAACAAAAAUUGUAUUUGAAGCAGUUCAAAAAUCCGGCCAGCGCGCAAUCAUUUCAAAGGGAUGGGGAAAUCUCGGUGUGGACGAUGUUGAUGUUCCAGAAAAUAUUCUCAUAAUAGGUAGCUGCCCUCAUGACUGGCUAUUUCGACAAGUCUCGUGCGUGAUACACCAUGGAGGUGCAGGUACAACUGCAGCUGGUCUUGCCCUCGGACGUCCGACCAUCAUCAUCCCGUUCUUUGGUGAUCAGCAAUUCUGGGGCGAGAUUGUUGCACGCGCAGGCGCCGGGCCACUUCCAAUUCCUCAUAAACAACUGACAGUCGAUAAGCUGCGCGAUGCAAUAAAUAUGGCAUUGGAAUCAAGUACAAAGGAAAAGGCGCAAUCCAUAGCAGCGAAGAUGCAGAAUGAAUCCGGCGUGAAAGAUGGAGUACGCAGCUUCCAUCGUCAUCUGGAUAUGAAGUCGUUGAGAUGUUGCAUCUGCCCUUCACGUCCGGCAGUGUGGCACAUGAGACACAGUGAUCUGGGCUUCAGUGCAUUUGCAGCAGCUGUUCUGGUUGAGAUGGGUAGGAUUCAACCCGAAUCAUUGGUUCUUAACCGACCAAUGGAACAUGAUACAUAUCGCGAUCCUGCUGGACCUCUUACUGCUUCUGCUGGAGUCCUCUACGGAGCCAUUUCCAGUUUUGUUACUGGGUUAGCAGAAAUACCAACAGAGAUCAUGAUUGACCUUUACUCCGCCGGUCGAGCCAUAGGAAACGCAAAACCGCAUAUCAAACCACAUUCAAAAUGGCAUCGAAAAAGACACAGUGAUGGUGAGGUUGUGAGCGAUGAAUCAUCUUCAAAUAGGACGAGCUCGCAGCGUGCUCCACGAGAUUUGAAUCACUCAAGUGACGACAUAGAGCGUGAGGCAGACGAAGACGAGGACCUAGACGAAGACGAAGAUGAAGAAAUGAUGGAUGCAGAUGAAGCUCAAGAAGUGGACUUCUUUACAGAUGCAGAACUUGAUCGAAGACACAGUUUACAGCUUGAACAUACUCAAACUAUGGGAGAUGAAAUCGUGCCUUCGCGCACACAUAAUGCCUUCUUGGAGGCUGCAAGCCACGGUCGACGCAUGUCUAUGAAAUUUGUUAAUCUGGUUAUUUGGCUUCCGACCGAUCUUUCUCUCAGUCUUGCUAAGGGAUUCCACAACGCACCCAAACUUUACAAUGACCCUAUGGUAAAAUCCACGCCGAAGGUGAAAGGGAUUCGCAGUGGCUUCCGAGCUGCAGGAGUGGAAUUCCGCGAUGGUUUUUAUCACGGUAUUACAGGCUUGGUCACUCAGCCUCGGUAUGGCUAUAAGCACAAAGGGACCAAGGGGAUGUUGAAGGGCGUGGGGAAAGGUGUGGGUGGAGUAUUGAUCAAACCUUUCGCGGGCCUCUGGGGACUCGCCGGCUAUCCGCUAAGUGGUAUACGCCGAAAACUCCUCGACUCAUUGGGCAAAACACAGGAAGGACAAAUCAUUAUAUCUCGCAUAGCCCAAGGUCAUGAAGAGAUGCGGGCAUCUACAGCUGCAGAUAGGGCGGAAGUGACCAGGAAGUGGAUACAGGUUGAAGAAGAUCUGGAGCAGAGCAGACGGUCAAAUCAUCGGCAUUGUACUCGAGUGGGCUAG